AGUUCUAAUGAAAAAAAUUAAUUGAUAAAUUUUUUAAUACAUCAGAAAAAAGUUAUGUGAGGGAAAAUAAUAAACAUAUUUUUAUUGAGGGUAAUGUAGUCAAUUUCCUAAAGCGCCGCCCCCCACCCCCCCCACAACGGAGAAUCUAAACUGCGCUGGGGAGCCAAUUCCCAAAUACGUGCGAAAGUCAGUUUUAUCCCACGUGGCCUAUGGUCUCCUCUCUGGCUCUCCCCCUUUAUUUAUUAUUUUAUUAAAAAAAUAAUAAAAAAGAGUCUAUUUACACAUCCUCUUUUCGAUUUCUUCCUUUUUCAUAUAUUCUCCUCCUCCAACCAACAAGCCCAUAAAUAACACACACCGUCAUCUAGGCUGUAGCUCGUGAUCACAUUACUUCUCUGUAAGUUCCUCCAAAAGUAACUCCUCUCUCUCUCUCUCUCUCUCUCUCUGAGGUUUCCGUCAUGGUGAAGAAUAUUCUGGUCACCGGUGGCGCUGGUUACAUUGGGAGUCACACGGUGCUUCAACUCCUGUUAGGCGGUUACUCCGUCGUCGUUGUAGAUAAUCUCGAUAAUUCUUCCGCUGUCGCUCUCGAAAGAGUCAAGGAACUCGCCGGUGAACACGGCAAGAACCUCUCCUUUCACCAGGUAGAUCUCCGCGACAAGCCAGCUCUGGAAAAAGUUUUCUCCCAAACCAAAUUUGAUGCUGCCAUCCACUUUGCUGGGCUCAAGGCAGUUGGUGAGAGUGUGGAGAAACCAUUGCUUUAUUUUGACAACAAUGUUAUUGGAACAAUUACAUUGCUGGAAGUAAUGGCUGCCCAUGGAUGCAAGAAGCUUGUGUUUUCUUCAUCAGCUACUGUUUACGGUUGGCCAAAGGAGGUUCCAUGUACAGAAGAAUUCCCUCUUUUUGCAAUGAACCCAUAUGGUAGAACCAAGCUUUUCAUUGAAGAGAUUUGUCGUGAUAUCUACCGUUCAGAUUCUGAAUGGAAGAUCAUAUUGCUAAGGUACUUCAAUCCUGUUGGUGCACAUCCUAGUGGCCUUAUUGGUGAGGAUCCCCGUGGAAUUCCAAACAAUCUCAUGCCCUACGUGCAGCAGGUUGCUGUUGGCAGACGUCCUCAUCUGACAGUCUUUGGAAAUGACCAUUCAACAAAGGAUGGUACUGGGGUACGUGACUAUAUUCAUGUUGUGGACUUGGCAGAUGGUCACAUUGCUGCAUUGCGUAAGCUCUCCGAUGCUAAAAUAGGCUGUGACGUAUAUAACUUGGGAACAGGAAAAGGAACAUCAGUUUUGGAGAUGGUUGCAGCAUUUGAAAAGGCAUCCGGAAAGAAAAUUCCUCUUGUAAUGGCUGGACGGCGUCCUGGUGAUGCUGAAAUUGUUUACGCAUCUACAGAAAAGGCUGAACGGGAAUUGAAGUGGAAGGCAAAAUAUGGCAUCGGUGAGAUGUGCAAGGACCAGUGGAACUGGGCCAGCAAGAACCCUUAUGGCUUUGGAUCUCCUGAGACCAAAUAGAAAGACUAACAUUUUCUUUAUGAUGUAUAUUCACCCAAGUUGUCGUGUUUAUAGGGAUUUUAGGGAUUAGGUAUUAUUAUUAGUUGAUAACCAUUGUAUUGUUAAGAUCCCCAAAUAAGCUGCCUAUUUGGCCCCUUGAUCUACAUAAUUGUUCAAUUAGGAGUCCUUUGAGGGCUAAAUGCUUCUUAAGUAGUUAACUGAACUAUGAGUAAAUAUUUGUAAUUUGAUUGUGUUUAUAAACGGUGGGGUUUUUAUUAUUU
Messenger RNA from Manihot esculenta (cassava), 1759 nucleotides. RefSeq names its product UDP-glucose 4-epimerase 5. NCBI's taxonomy places the organism in Eukaryota, Viridiplantae, Streptophyta, Magnoliopsida, Malpighiales, Euphorbiaceae. Gene Ontology annotation, molecular function: RNA binding; UDP-glucose 4-epimerase activity. Gene Ontology annotation, biological process: galactose metabolic process; rRNA processing. The transcript has 9 exons. The coding region runs from base 456 to 1499 and encodes 347 amino acids. The record is from RefSeq and is a predicted model, not a curated record. Gene Ontology annotation, cellular component: cytosol.